AUGACGGUCCAAGCGUCCAAACUCACUCCCGAGGUCCUCAUCUCGGCGCCGCGUCGUUCUCCCGGUGUGCCAAAUGCCAGAGGAGAUCUAAUCCUUUACACGAUCUCGACAUACUCUUUUGAGACUCACUCGAAGUCUGCCCAAAUUCGCAUUCUCAGUCUCAAAGAUGGCGCCUCUCACCUAGUCUCGGAGGACACAGGUGCCAGCGGCCCCGUCUGGCUCAGCGACACAGAAGUUGCCUUCUUUAAGGGCAGCGACAAGGGUACCGACCUCUUGUACCAAAAUAUCGAUGCACCGACACCCGAGCCAAAGCUGGUACACCGCUUCCCGGGCUCUCUGUCCAGCGCCAAGACCAAGACGCUCUCCAGCGGUAAGGUCGCCCUCGUCACCGCGGCCGUCACCACGCCCAAGGGCACCAUGUUCCUCGCCGCCGACCACAAGAAGCCCCUCUCGAGCGGCAAGAUCUACGACUCGCUCUUCGUCCGCCACUGGGACACCUGGAAGACCAAGAGCGAGAACGCGCUCUGGUAUGGCCAGCUGGCCAGGAGCGGCAAAGACGGCGCCUGGACGCUCGAAAAGGACAGCUUCAAUCUGCUCGCCGGCAUUGAGCUGGCCUCGCCCGUUGGGCCCUUUGGCGGCGCCACCGACUUCGACAUCCACGAGCACGGCGUCGCCUUCGUCGCCAAGGACCCCAAGCUCAACCUCGCGCGCUACACCAAGACCGACCUGUACCUCGUACCGCUCACAUCCUUCCUCGACCCGCCCGGCGCGCCACGCAUCGUCAAGACCGGCGACCUGGUCGGCUACUCCCACAACCCGACCUUUUCGCGCGACGGCAAGUCGCUCGCGUUCCUGCGGAUGAAGGACCGCCAGAAUGAGGCCGACAAGCACCAGCUGCUCGUCAUCCCGGACAUUGGAGACCUCGGCCGCGUCGAGGUCUUCUACCCAACCAGCGACGGCAGGGGGGGCUGGGACCGCAGCCCGUCGUCCAUCCUGUGGACGGCCGAUGAGAAGCACCUUAUCCUCGCCGCCGAGCAGCACGGCAAGGUUCUGUUGUGGAAGGUCCCCUCGUCCCCGUCCGAGGCCAAGCACCUGCCUGCCCCCAUCUUCGAGGACGGCACCGUCGUGGACGCCUACUUGCUGGGCAACACCACGUCGCUCCUCGUCACCUCGCGAAGCCGCAUCGAGAGCAGCAGGUUCUCGACCCUAGACCACGACAACAAGAAGAUCACGGAGAUUUCUUCGAGCGCCAAGAACGGUAAGGCCUUUGGGCUGACGCAGGAGCAGUGCUUUGACAUCUGGUACCCUGGCUCUGGCGGGUACGACAACCACGCCCUCUGCAUGAAGCCGUCAAAUUUUGACAGGAACAAAAAGUACCCGCUCGCCUUUGUCGUCCACGGCGGCCCGCAGAGUGCCUGGAUGGACGACUGGAGCACCCGCUGGAAUCCGGCUGUCUUUGCGGAGCAGGGCUACGUGGUCGUCUGCCCCAACCCGACCGGCAGCACCGGCUACGGCCAGGCUCACACCGACGCCAUUGCCUGCAACUGGGGCGGAGCGCCGUACCAAGACCUCGUCAAGGCGUUUGAAUACGUCGAGAAGGAGAUGCCCUACGUCGACAUUGAUCGCUCCGUCGCCUUGGGCGCAUCCUACGGUGGCUACAUGAUGAACUGGAUUCAGGGCCACCCUCUUGGCCGACGGUUCAAGGCCAUCGUCUGCCACGACGGCGUCUUCUCCACGCUCAGCCAGUGGUCCACCGAGGAGCUCUUCUUCCCCGAGCACGACUUUGGCGGCACCCUCUGGGACAAGCGCGAGAACUACGAGAAGUGGGAUCCCUCCCGGUUCACUGGCAACUGGGAGACGCCGAUGCUGGUCAUCCACAACGAGCUGGACUACCGUCUCAGCGUGUCCGAGGGCCUGGCCAUGUUCAACGUGCUGCAAGCGCGCAACAUCCCUAGCAAGCUCCUCAUGUUCCCAGAUGAGAACCAUUGGGUGCUGAAGCCGGAGAACUCUCUAGUUUGGCAUAGAGAGGUUCUGAACUGGAUCAACAAGUAUAGCGGUGUGUCAUCGUAA
Messenger RNA from Cordyceps fumosorosea ARSEF 2679, 2070 nucleotides. RefSeq names its product dipeptidyl peptidase. Bases 1 to 2070 code for a protein of 689 amino acids. Gene Ontology annotation, molecular function: serine-type endopeptidase activity. The record is from RefSeq and is a predicted model, not a curated record. The transcript is spliced from 5 exons. Lineage: Eukaryota; Fungi; Ascomycota; Sordariomycetes; Hypocreales; Cordycipitaceae. Gene Ontology annotation, biological process: proteolysis.